Messenger RNA from Leptomonas pyrrhocoris, 3515 nucleotides. Its product is annotated as putative zinc finger (CCCH type) protein. Gene Ontology annotation, molecular function: metal ion binding. Lineage: Eukaryota; Euglenozoa; Kinetoplastea; Trypanosomatida; Trypanosomatidae. The record is from RefSeq and is a predicted model, not a curated record. The coding region runs from base 1002 to 3515 and encodes 837 amino acids. The transcript has a single exon.
GUUUGCUACAAAGAAGGGAAAGCAAAGGCUGUUGGCGCAUCCGUUUUUAACGUGACUUGCCUACACAUAAAUAUAUAUAUAUAUCUUUAUUUUCUACUUGUCAGUGAUCAAAGCUGACAGAUACUACCCCCUUCUGCCCCCCAAUCAGUUGGUUUCACCUCUGAUUUUCUUUUCUUUGGUAUUUGCGGUUGAGUUCCCUUCCGACUAACCUGGCGAAUGCGUGCGUGUGUGUGCACGUCAACGCGCUUCACAGCUUAUCCGGCUCUUUUACCUCCCUUUUCUUUGCUUCUUUCCUUCGCUUCACCGGCACGUGUGCGGGGCACUCGAAGCUGCGGUAGGCGAAGUCCAUAAUUCAUCGGUGGAAAGACGAGAGCAGUACGUGGGAGAGAAGACCUCCCUCCUCCCCACUUUCUCCGCAACGGGCGCACACACCUCAGCAGCGGUGACGUUGCGAAGAAGAGGCAGGGCGUGCACGAAGUCGCAUUUGAAAACUUAAUUUGUUGUUGGCGGUGAGGAAAGAAAAGUAAGGAAAACGCCUCCAUCAUAUAAAAAGUCCUCUUUCUCUUUUCCUUCUUAUUUAUAUAUUCCAUUAUCCCUUUUCGUGAAGCAAGGCGACGAGCCCAACCAAGGCACCUGCUGCGUUCCGCUGCGUUGCUCUUUGGGCAUAAGCUUAAAGAAAAGCAAGAGGGAAAAGCGCCGGUUUGGGUGACGAGAGCACUUCGCAUCUGUUGCCGCCUCCACAGUACCACCGCAGCGGCCGCGACCCUUUUCUGUGUUUUCUCUUCGUCUUUGAUUCUUCUUUUCUCUUUUUUCUCCGUAUUCAACGUGCGCGUGUGGCUGCGGUCAGGCGAGACGCGCUCUUCGUGUGCCUGCGCGAUAUCUUCUCUGCUCCGCGCUCGCGUACGCGCCGUCGCGGCUGUUGUUGAUCGACCGUCUCAACGCAUCAUCUUUCGCACGGCCACCAACGAAGUCCCCCCCCCCCUCCCAAAUAGCCCCCAAACAUGACGAAAAAUCGCCGCCACGACAUCGUCAAGCCCUCCAAGUUCAAGACGUCGAUGUGUACGUUCUUCAUCAGCGAGGAGGGCUGCCCGUUCGGCGACAAGUGCGCCUUCGCCCACGGCGACGAGGAGCUGCGGGCGGAGCCAAAAGAAAGCACGGCGGCCGCGGCGACGGCUCCACCGGAGACGACGGCGGCAACGUCAUCGCCCGCCAGCUCGACGGCCUCCGAGCACGACGCGGAGGGGAGCGGGCCGGCAGAUCACCCCAACCACCACCGUCCCGGCGGCAUUAACAAACACGGUCCUCAGGACACGAGUGGCGCCAAUGCGAAGCGCAAGGCGAGGAAAAAUAGAAUGGAUGCCCCGAGCGGUGCAGCCGUGAUGGGCGGCAACACGCACAACAUCCCUGGCGGGAAGUCGGCCGCGGCGCACGCUCGAUGUCGACCGCAGCGUGAACGUCAAACGCUGCCGCCGCCGCCGCUGCCGAUGCAGAGCCACGGCCCGAUGCCGUCCGCGGCGUACAACCUCUCCGUUGCCCCUCCUCCCCCAUCCACCUACGCUCUCUACGGGGACCUCAGCAUGGCCUACGGCGGCAUCCCCGCGCUGUCGGGCAUGCCCUGCUACAUUCCCACCGUGGGCAACCACCCCUUCUCGAUCAUCAACAACAACCACCACGCCAUCAACGUCGUGCCGCACAUGCAGAGCCCGAUGCCGUACCCGGCGACGGUCCCACUGCCACCGACGUUCCCGCCGCGGCCUCCGCAGCCGACACCGACUCCGCAGAGUUCCACCUUGAACAGUCCGAUGCCGCUGAACCAGCCGGUGCACAGCAGCCCCCGCCUCAACGGCAACAACAACGGCGGCGCCGGUGAGGAGUCACGGCGGCGGUUGAGGCAGCCCACGCGGCAAGUCGUGAGCAGCAAUACGAUGGCGCACUCACACGGCCGACACGCGUCGAACAUGACGUCGGCGGCACCGGCGGAGGUGGCCUCUCCGCAGUACGUCUACGGGCUGAUGGCGGCGGCGGGUGUGCGGCUGAAUGGCUCGCCGACGCCGGCUGCGGCGACGACGACGAAUAGCACUACUAAUGCGACUACUCCUGCUACUGCUGCUGCUGCGACUGCGACGCCCACCUCCGAUCCACGCAGAAGCGGUGAAGGCCCCACUUCGCCCUCUACCCCACUGCACCAGCAACAGCAGCAGCCUCGAUUGAUAGUGGUGCCGCACAAGUCUGGCUCUGGUGGUUUCGUGGUGCCGAGCAACAUUAAAAACUACCAUCCACAGGCUACGGUGGAGCCGGCGUCGCCGGUGCCGGUGAGCAAGGAGGGCAGCGCAACGCCACACUCCAAUUCCUCUUCCCGCGCGGAGCCGCACUCUGCUGGGGCCUCUUCCACUGCCGCAAGCGGCUCGGGUGGUGCUGCUGCCGUUGCCGCGGCAGUGAGCUCCUUCCAGCAGCUCAAGGCCUCGCCGGUGCCGCCCACCAUUGUGCACAUCCCGCUGAACAGCCGCGGCGGCGAUCUCUCCAGCGCCGGCAGCGGCAAGACGGUCGGCGACGUCCUCUGGGGCCCGGCGGGCGGCACCCGCAGCUCUCUCGCCGCCUCCACGCUGCCCACCGCCGACGACGGCCGCGGCGGCGGGGACUACAACGCCCUGCUGUCCGACCUCGGCAUCGGCGGCUCGAGCUACACCGCCAUCCCGCUCGACGAGUUGGUGCGUCCGCGCGGGACGGCGCGUGACGACGACGACGUCAGCUCCGGUGUGGAGUUUGACUGGACGGGGGCACUGGAGCGGUGGCUGCAAGCGGCGAAGGAGGAGAGCGCCGUGACGACGGAGGAGAGGGGGGCGCCCUUCAUCGCACCCCCAGCCAAGGCGGCGUCAACUACGUCAGGCACACCAACACCAGUAGCAGUGGCACGGACUUCGUCUUCCGCUGCGGCUACUGCUGCUGCUACUGCGGCCACCUCCACCGCCAGCACGGCGUACCUCCCGCAAGCCAGCCGGCCGGUGACGUCGGCGCUGAAUUGCAAGCCCGUUCUCACGGAGGGCGAGACGCGGCCGAAUGCGGCUGCAUCCACUGAAGGCAAACGCAAGCCGACGGUGAUAUGCCAAGUCUCCCGUGCAGGCGGCAGGCCCGCUCCUCCCAAGCGGCGGGCGCCGGUCAUGACAAACCAGUUCAAGAGCAGCUGCGCAGCGGAGGCAGAGUCGGACUCGGUACUGCUCUACUGCGCCGAGAAGAAUACGUUGGUGUACAUCACGUCGGCAAACGGCAAAGCGACAGCGACGAUGGCUGCGGGCACCAACAGCAGUAAGACGGCGUCGACACCGUCGAACGGCAUGUCGGACGGACCGGCUGCGGCGGUAGAGAAGGCGCCUUCGUGUGCGGCGAGUCCGGUGAGUCCGACCACGACCGGCACCGACCCCGACCUGGGCCUCGAGGUCCGCUUCAAUCCAGGCCGCAGGAAGCACUCCGUCCUCACACCGGAGGCCUCUGACGAUGAUGCAGAGUACUGCAUUUAA